This is a messenger RNA of Cladophialophora bantiana CBS 173.52, 2760 nucleotides long. RefSeq lists its product as uncharacterized. NCBI's taxonomy places the organism in Eukaryota, Fungi, Ascomycota, Eurotiomycetes, Chaetothyriales, Herpotrichiellaceae. Bases 1 to 2760 code for a protein of 919 amino acids. The transcript has a single exon. The record is from RefSeq and is a predicted model, not a curated record.
AUGAACCCAAAGACUGAGCCCAAACUCCGUCGUCGACCUCCUCCGCUUCGAAUAUCGAGCAGCUGCGAAGCUGUUGCCAUAUCACCAGGUCAGGCUCUGGCACCGUUGAGUUCGGGGCUUGGAGGCCUCUUGACUCCCAAGACGCCCACCGACCGCCGUAAACGUUUCCUUUUAGGAACUGAUAUCAAGCGAGGUUCUUCACCCUGCAACCCUGCCGCACCCUCCACGCCAGGUUUCGCACUGCCGGAGACGCCAGCCAGCCCAACAUCACUGCAUUCACUGGCUGCGGCAGAGUUGCCAGGUUCACUUCUUUUAGCGAGCCAAGGUUUCCCACAAACAGACCCUAUAUCACCUCCGCCCUCUCUUCGAUUGCUUCGCCGCAACACCGAGGAAUCGACCUUGAGUUCUGUGCCGCCUCUCUCCCCCUCCGUGUCCACCGAUGACGGGACAAUGGAAGCUUUGCGAAAUCUGGCCACCCCUUUGAGAAAGCACGACCGGUCUGGUCACAGCACAAUGCCUACCUACACCAUCGGGAACCGCCUUCCUGCAGCUUCGCAAAUUACACUGCCAUUUACCGCAAUGGCCGUCGAGGAGUUGCUGGAUAAACUUACUGAAUGCGACCAUGUGACCAUAUCGCAGCACUGGCUACCCGCGAUGCGCAGUCAUUUACAGAAAAUGACGACUCUCCUCCAUCAGGCUGGCAACUUGAAGCUCGAGUCAAGCGUCAACCAAGUAACCUUGAACAGUGUAAGAAAUGUGAUCUUUGGGAACCCUCCUCAAUCUGACGUUCCUCAGGCACUCAAGUCCUUCUCCGAUCAAAUGCGGUUGAUCACUGCCGAUUAUCGCAAGAUUGUCGAGUCCGCAGAAUCGCUUGCUGAGCGUGAUACCAAGGCCUCUCAUGAACAACUGAAUGAACUCCAAGGACAGGUAGAAGACACUUUGGCGAAGAUGGUGGUGAAAGACAAGGAAAUCGAAGCUAAAGACCGAAGAAUCUCGGAACUUCGAAAUACGGUCCACGCAGUUGCGCACCUUCUGGGUACAUUCAUUCAGAAACACAUCCCCAGUUGGGCCGAUGCUAUCCGUGAGCCUAGGACUCAACAGGUUCUCCAACUAAUAGCUGACUACACUGGCAAGGAGGCUCACGGGCUAAUCAGUUACGUUCGUGUCGCAGAGGACACCCUCGACAAAUAUGAAGCAGACCUACGGGACGCGCGCAACCUGGUUGGCGAUUAUCGCAAGGUAUUGCUUAGUCAGGGAGCGAUGAUCAAAGAUCAGUCCAAAAGUCUCGACGCGUACGUGGACAGAUACGAGAAAGCCCUCAGACUCGUGCGGGAAAAAGAUCACGAACUAUUGCUUCUGGUACAACAAAACGAUGAUCUGGGUAGCAAAUUACAGGAUUGUCGUGCCGCAUUAGCCGAGAGUCGAGAGACGCAAAUGGACUCGGAAAUGAUGUUUCGCAGGUACGAAGAGCUGCGAGGGAACAUGGAAAGCUUGCAGACGGCCCAUGCACUGGAAAUCGACCAACGCGACGCUGAGAUAGCGAACCUUCGUCAAAAGCUUGGUAGUGCCCGCGAGGAAGUUUUCGCACGACGGGAGGACGUCAAGAACGUCAUGUCCCAGGCUCAAGCAAUGCUCCGGACCUCUUUGGACACCGCUCCUGUGGCUGCUAGGAACAGCAACACCUCCAAAGCCUUGAGAUUCUUCGGAAUGGAGAGAGACAAGGAAAAAUAUAAGAAAGGAACCCUUCCUACGAGCUACAGCAUGAUUGGGUUUCCACCGUCUGAUCCAAGGUACUCAUCUAAGGAGGUGUCGUUCGCCGUCGACCGGGAUGGCCUUCGCCACAGACCUUCUCUACAGACAAACACAAAUCCACGAGCACAGACGACCCCAAACACACCCAUUGAUAGCUCCCAAGGCUCCAGCGAGACCGUCGCAACGGCGCCAACAAUCAGACCGCGAUCUGACUCGAUCGGCGCAACACAACGUCGCGGGGUCAAUAUUGCAUCUUCCGUCGACACGGACAAGUCUCUUCCUGGGCCGCCUGCAUAUCCGAUGCCACUUCCCCCAGCAGCUCGAGUUACGGAAAUUCCUCAGUCAGUCGAGAGCCCUCUCGGGGCACAGAUUACGUCAGACUACUUCAAGAAUGGCAUCAUGGGUCAAACCGCUGCACGACGUGUGCUAACUAGAAUUACCGAGGUUUCCGACCUCCCCUCGUCACCUCCAGACAGUGAUCUUCGGAUAGAGCGGAUCAUAGAUGAAAACAAAUCGGAUCACAGCAUCGCCAGCAGCGAUCGUGAAGUCUACCGCAAGAGCAUCUGUGCGUUGGAUAUGUUGAAUUCAUCGAGUGGGCUGCCGUACAGCGAGACGGAAACCGACAUUGAACGAAUCAUCCGUGGAGAAAGGCCUAGAAGUCCAUCGAAGCCAAACUAUUUUCAGCCCUGCCAAGCCUACCAGGACCACGAAGCCAACGACAACAAGGGAAGCGAACGGAAACAAGACGAGUAUGACAAAGGAGAAAUUCACACUGGUGUGGCUCAUGUCCUUCACCUUCGACCCGGAACUCGAGAUCUCGGGGGAGCAGACGCCAUACCAAGGGCAUCAGAACAUCAUGGUUAUGAGAGCGAUUCCGCAAGGGAAGAAAGACGACACGGACUCAGAGAGAGUAUGGUGAGCAAUGAAUCCGGGUAUCGCACUGAAGACUCGGAACCAAAGACCGUGGCCCAGCUGUAUCACCAGGGAAGACGGCAUAUUUGUGGUUGA